CUUCUCAGCGGAGCGCGCGCGCGGGAGAGGAAGGCUUCCCUCGGGAGGGUCUGGUGAACCGCGCCUUCCCCCAACCUGGUGCCCUCCGCGUGUGCUGGACAACCAACUCCCGCCAACCCAGCUGGGGGUGAUGAGAGCCGUAGCUGGCGGAGGGUGUUAAUCGCUUAAGCCGCUUCGAGGUCUUUUGGGUCACGGAGCGGUCUAUAAGUAGAAAGAGCGCCCAAGCAAAUAAAGUCGCUCCUCUUCCCGCGGCACAAGAGGGAAGCACGAGCAUUGCUUUAUUUGUGCUCGCGCUUUGCAGGGUGCGCCACUGUAUGUAAUGUUGCCCGCUUUGGAUUAUUUAUCAUGCCUUCGCUUAAUAAGCUGAGAUAAGAACGAGACUAUUCCUUUUUCUUUUGUAGGUCAGGACACAAGAAAUGGAGUCCCAAGAAAUAAGCUUGAACCGCUAUCGCAUGCAGCGCACAGCAACACUGGCCCAGGAAGUUCUGGAGCGGGCAAGAACACGGAAGUUGAAUUGGCCAUUGCCUGCUACAUUUGAAAGGAGGGCUUUUCAGUCAGGAGCAUCGUGGAAAGCAACAGCCAAUGCUACAUAUCAUGAAGGCGAGGAUGAAGAUGCAUGUCUUGCUGCUGCUUUUGCUUCUGUUGCUGAACACAUGGGCCACAUCUCAGCAGAAUGCGAGAACUAUUACUGUUGCGUACCACCAUUUCAGUUCAAAGAGUAUGAAGUUGCACAUAUAUUCAGAUACCACAGCAGGGAGUCAUCUGCAAACUUGCUAAAGGCAUUUGAAAAUGAGGAAAGUAAAAAUGUCCCAAUAGUGGAAGAACCUGGUUGUCCUGAUACAGAUACAGCUGCUUUAAUUCCAGCAGAGAAUGCUGAACAUAAAAUAAAAGAUAUCUACAUUGAAGUUUCUCCUGGCACCUACACAGUCUCUGCCUCUUCGUAUGACAACACAGUCAAACAAACACAUCUGGUAGACGUUCGGUCAGGAGAAAGCGUAAAUUUGACCUUUGAUUUAUGACUGAUAGUCUUUCUGUUUCAUCAAGGUAACAAAUGAAAUAGAUUUUGGUGUCUUUCAAGUGUCACUUUUUAAAUAAAUUUUUCUCAGGCUAUUUACCCUAUAUAAUUAAAUAUGAUCUCAGGUUUUAUGCUGUCUGUAUAUUGUAGUGUGAAACUUUGUUCACAUUUGCCCUAAAUUGAAUCAUGUGUAUUUUCACUUUUAUACUAUGCAAUGCCUUGUAAACAAUAAAUUUAAAAGUGCAAAUGUU
Messenger RNA from Podarcis raffonei (Aeolian wall lizard), 1266 nucleotides. RefSeq names its product A-kinase interacting protein 1 (gene AKIP1). NCBI's taxonomy places the organism in Eukaryota, Metazoa, Chordata, Lepidosauria, Squamata, Lacertidae. The coding region runs from base 417 to 1019 and encodes 200 amino acids. The record is from RefSeq and is a predicted model, not a curated record. The transcript is spliced from 7 exons. Gene Ontology annotation, cellular component: nucleoplasm. Gene Ontology annotation, biological process: regulation of non-canonical NF-kappaB signal transduction.